Molecule: messenger RNA, 4938 nt
Organism: Xiphophorus maculatus (southern platyfish)
Lineage: Eukaryota; Metazoa; Chordata; Actinopteri; Cyprinodontiformes; Poeciliidae
Gene: elk1
Product: ELK1, ETS transcription factor
Exons: 11
Coding region: 839-2422 (527 amino acids)
Biological process (GO): cell differentiation; regulation of transcription by RNA polymerase II
Cellular component (GO): nucleus
Molecular function (GO): sequence-specific DNA binding; DNA-binding transcription factor activity, RNA polymerase II-specific
Source: RefSeq, a predicted model, not a curated record
UACUCUGACUGUGAUGAAGAGUUGUGAAGAGGCGUAACCAGAAACAAACGGGGAAAACUCAGGAGUUCAGUCGUUAUCCCCGAACACAUCUGUCGAAUUACAGACUGGACCUUCUCCGUUACUUUUCCUCCGUGUCGGAGGUGGAGGUUUACGGUCCCGGGAAACUCUAGAUGUUUCGGGUCUGACGCAGACCGAGAGGCUGGGGGCUAAGCUAACAGCUCAUUACUAGAGCAGAUGGCUAGGCUAAGCUAGGCUAGGCUAAUAGCUCCUUGCUAGAGCAGCGGGAAGGCUAGGGUAGAGUAACAGCUUCUGUUGUGACUGGACCUUGAACUUGGAGAAACUUUUAUAAAAGCAGUAGGAGCUUGAUUGUUAAGAUAUUCGUUUUCAGUUUCUGAGAAGAUAAAAUACUUUAUUUUGCUUUGCUUUUGUGGUGGAAGCAGUUGUCUUAUCGUGGUAGCAGGCUUUGUCAGCAGCCAGAAAGACCGCUCGGCCGGAGCGCGGAUUCGUCCAGGACCCCCGCAUGUGAGAGCCCUGCUGGGCUUGGUGAUCUCAGAAGGACUCGCUGAUAGCGGUGCUGCUUUCUCUGGACGCUGUGCUCCCCAGAGGAUAGUUAGCAUGGAGGCUGCGGAGCCCCACCGCGGCAACUCGGAGCGGUUACAUAACGGCAGCAGGUCGGCAGAGAAGCGGCUGAACGUCUCCUCCUCCUCCGCCUCCUCCUCAGCUCCACUGUGACACUUCUGCACGCAAACAGACCCGCAACAGCAGCAGCAGCGACACGACGCCGACAGCCGCAGCAUGGAGGCGGUGUGACUGCUGGCAGGCUGAACCCGCUCAGAAGAUGGAGUCCAACCCGCUGAUUAACGCUUUGGACCCGUCCAUCACCCUGUGGCAGUUCCUGCUGCACCUGCUGGAGGACCAGCGCCAGCGCCACCUGAUCUCCUGGACCGGCGAGGACGGAGAGUUCAAGCUGCUGGACGCAGAGGAGGUGGCCCGUCUCUGGGGGCUGCGCAAGAACAAGCACAACAUGAACUACGACAAGUUGAGCCGCGCACUGCGCUACUACUACGACAAGAACAUCAUCAAGAAGGUCAGCGGUCAGAAGUUCGUCUAUAAGUUUGUGAGCCAGCCCGACCCAGCGCCAGCAGACGGGCCUCGCGGCGCUGAGGAGGUCCCGAAGAAAGACGCCUGCGACCCAAUCAGCCAGCUGAAAGGCCUGGGGGGCGUGGCCUCGGUCUGCCAGUCAAAGGGCUCGGCCCAGCGCCCGGCGCCCGGCGGCGCCCAGAAGAGCUCCAGGAACGACUACAUGAAGUCCGGCCUCUACUCCACCUUCACCAUCCAAUCCCUGCAGGCCCCGCCCAACCCCCGCCCAAUCAAAUCGGAGCUGCUGCUGCAGCCGGACCCCGCCCCCAAGGCCAGAGAGGUGAGCCUGUUGCCAGAAGGCCGGCCCUCCCCUCCAGCUGGUGGCGCUGUGGACUCGCUGCAGCUCGCCCCCCAGGCCUCGCCCCACCCCGCGCCGGCGCUCAGCCCGCAGGCCGCUGCCAGCAGCCAAUCACAGAACCCCCCCGGCCCUCCUCUCAACGAACCCCCCCACAUCUACCUCACCAGCGUGGGCGACUCGCCCCCUUUCGCCCCCCUGCUCCCCAUGGCUCCCGGCGGGGGCCGAGGUCUGGGCUCCGCCCCUGACGGGCCGCCGGCCCCCCUGCUGGAUGACCCCGCGGCCCCCCCGCACCACCCUGUGUUCGUCAUCAUCAACCCGUCGCCCCCUCCCCAGGCCCCGCCCCCACCCGUCGUCAUCAAAGAGGAGAACCUGCCGUCGGAGGAGGAGCUGCUGGAGAUGGUGACCCUGCAGAGGAAGCCGGCGGACCAGGUUCCCCAGCUCGUCUGUGGCCCAGCAGAACCAGAACCACUCAUCACCAUCGUGGAGAGCCCCCCUCCUCCUGGGCUGGACGCCCAGCAGGAAGUGGUAGGGGGCGGGGCCAAGGAUUCUCUAGCAGAGCCCUUCGUUGCCACAGUAACGUGCUCCUCCUCAUCUUCGGCGUCGACCUCGCCGUCCUGCGCCGGCCCGCCCAAACCCAAGAAGCCCCGGAUCCUGGAGCUGCCGUCCUCACCCUCCCUGCCGCCAGGCCUCUCCCUGGAUAAGGUGAACGCCGCCGUCAACAGUCUGUUGGCGCCGGGCGCCCCCAACACUCUGACGCCGACCGUUAUCACCUCCCACGCCCUGACCCCGGUGCUGCUGACCCCCAGUGCUCUUCCCUCCACCAUCCACUUCUGGAGCACGCUCAGUCCCAUCGCCCCGCGCUCACCGGCCAAGCUGUCCUUCCAGUUUCCGGCCAACGGCAGCAACCAGAUCCACAUCCCGGCGCUGAGCGUGGACGGACUCUCCACCCCGGUGGUUCUGUCCCCGGGCCCCCAGAAGCCCUGAUCCCGACCCCAGGACUCCCUUUGGACCGAAUCCUGAGGCGCUUCCGCAGCGCCACCUGCUGGAGACAGGUGAAGAUGAUGAUGCCAGGUGGACGGCCUUCAUCCUCAUUAAAACCCUCGUCUUCGUCAGAAUGGUGCUGGGCGACGCCGGGAACCCAAAGCAUCCGGAACCAACCAGAAACUGAAGCCGGACGGUGGUUGACUGGUUUCUCUGUAACCAUGGCAACACCCAUCAGCACCGCACCGGUCUGAGAACCGGGAGGAAAGGUCGGCGCAGCCGGAACUUUGGGAUUCUGUUUAUUUAUGCUGGAUUUGCUCCAGACGUUCCUGAUCCGACUUGGGUCGGAUUAAAGAUCCAUUUUACAGACCGAGCUCUGCUCUGAUUGGCCACGCCUUACCUGCAACGGACCAAUCACAGAGCAGCGUCCUCCCUGCAGGGGGCGCUCACAUUCCUCCUCCUGGAUUUCAGAUCUAAACUGUAAAUAUUCCUCUGUUGCCACAGAUCGGUUCUGUUGAGGCGGGUUCGAUCAGAACCCCUGAACUGGUUCUGGUUGCCAUAGUAACUCGUUGAUCCACAAUGGAUCUUUGCUAAAACUGAUGUUUUUGGUCCAGAACCAGAGUGCUUAGUCUGGAUUGUUCCGCUUGAUCUGAUCAGAACCUCAAACCCAGCCGCUGUAGAGCGGUUCCGACGGUCUUUAAGGGUUCCAGUUUCAGGAAUAUCGGACCAUUUCUGUCCGGAGAAUGUUGAACUAACGGAGAACUCCGACCUUUAGGAUCUACCGACCGGAUUGGACCGGAUUCAGGAAGUUUCUGAGCUGGAAGCUGGAAAAUCUGAUUCCAGAGGAAAAGAUGAAAUUCUGUGUUUAUAAAAGAAAAACUGUUUGAGUCAAAAUGUUGAACGUUUUUCAGGACGAAAUAUUGUUGAGCGGCUCUGAUGAAGGAGCGGCGAGCGGCACUUUACUGAGGAGGAGGAGGAGGAUGAAGGUGGAGGGUGAGAUUCUCCAGUUUGGAGAAGAAACCAUCUGACUGUUGCUAGCUGUGGUUGCCACGGUAACCUGACAUGACUGUUGCUGUUGCCUUCAUAGUGUUUCUGAGUCGCUGAGGUUGGGUCAGACCCACCUGGACUGGAUCCGUUCCCUCGCACAGGUCCAAUCAGUCAGCAGGUACGAUACGCGCAGCGUCCACCGAACGCAGUGUCCUGCACGCUCGGACCCACUUAGACGGUAUCCUUGUACGUAUCUGACCUUUCCCUGUUGCACUCCGACUUGGACGGACUCUCAUACCAGACAUGGUCUCGGAUUUGGACACAGCCGGGUCACAGACGCCAUGUUUGGACCUUCAACCCUUCAGACUCGGACCAUCAGAACCUGUUGCUGUUCAGAAACCCGGUCCUGAUGAGGAACCGGGAUUUCUGAGGUUGGGUUCCUUUGGCCCGAGUUCUGGUGCUGACUGUGUCCUGAUGAUGGGGCUUCCCAGCCUCUGCGGGUCCCUGAAUGCAGCAUGACUCUAUUUUUCUACCAGAGAUCCGAGUUUAUUUUGUUCUCAAAGUUGCCUUAAAGAUCCUGAGCAGCAGGAAGGAGGUUCUGGAAGAUUCUGUCCGACCAAGAAGCCAUGUUUGUGGACCAGAACAUUUCUCUCACCAGCAGAACCUGAAGAAUGUCUCCACACUGAUCACUCAGCAUUUCCUCCUGCUGCUCCGUGUGGUUCUGUUUGAUGGAACUGGACCCGACUUCUGAAGGUAUCUGCAGAACCCGAAGCUCCAUUCAGACCCGACUCGUUUCUGUGUGCGGGUGUGACCCAUUUAGCUCCGUCUGUCUGAGGUUCUUCUCUGCUGGAGCCGAUGGAGAACCUGGCAGGUGUCUGCUGAGCAGAACCUAAAGGUUUGGUUUUGACCUGAAGGGAUCUGAUGGAGGCUUCAGCAGAACCUCAGAGUCUCUGUUUACCCGGUUCCUUGGGCCAGAACAUCCUGAGUCACUAUCCCUGUUCCAUGACGGGGCUUCAAAGCCCCACGACCCGUCUGACGACACUAAAGUCUUUAGAUGUGACACCGCCGUCAGGUGGUCCCUGGCUCCGCCUCCUGUAGGUCAGGUGGUCCCUGGCUCCGCCUCCUGGUGGUGCUGAUGUUCUAGAGUUUUCUUUCUGACCUGCUGAUCUUCUUUUAUUACUUCAGUGUGGUGGGCGGGGCUAAAACCCUAUUUGUGUUAUGUCCCAUGAUGCUUUGCAGACAGGAAGCUCCAGAACGUUUUCUGUACAUACAUGAUGCUCCUGAUCACAUGACUGUUUAACCUGUGCUAUGUGACUGGGCCGACCAAUGACAUGUUUCUGUCGUCACUCCUCAAGGCAUGGCCCCGCCCCUCCUCGGCUGCCAUUGGCUGGAGGGUUGAUUGAUGUAAAGGGGCGGGGCCUGCGUUUAUUUUUCUGGGUCUGACGACAAACUUUAAAUCAAAAGAUAUUUUUAUUUGAUGUAAACGUUGUUUUCUACAAUCGCAUCAGGAAAUAAAGAUUCAUCCGAGUCUC